This is a messenger RNA of Bombina bombina (fire-bellied toad), 2074 nucleotides long. RefSeq names its product gastrula zinc finger protein XlCGF26.1-like. The coding region runs from base 34 to 1731 and encodes 565 amino acids. Gene Ontology annotation, biological process: negative regulation of transcription by RNA polymerase II. Gene Ontology annotation, molecular function: DNA-binding transcription repressor activity, RNA polymerase II-specific. The record is from RefSeq and is a predicted model, not a curated record. Lineage: Eukaryota; Metazoa; Chordata; Amphibia; Anura; Bombinatoridae. The transcript is spliced from 9 exons.
CAGGUGUCACAUUUAUAGCAUCUGACUCAGUCAAUGACAAAGAACAAGAUGAACACAUACAGAAAGCAGAUAGCAGAACAGUUCCUGAGUCAGGCGCUGGGCAUAAUCUGCAUGCUGACCGGAGAGGAAUACACCAUUGUGAAGAAGAGGCCCUCCCACAGCAGCAAUCACCGGCUGAGCGGAGAGGUGCCUAUAAAGUGCGAUGAUCUUGCCGUGUAUUUCUCUAUGGAGGAGUGGGAUUAUAUAGAGGGACACAAGGAGCUUUACAAGGACGUCAUGAUGGAGACUCACCAAGCACUAAGGACUAUGGAGAUCCCAGGAAAUGAGAGCUCAGAAUUAACAGGUCACAGAGAUGAAAAUCUAGACACAGGAUCAUGUAGAGAACUUGUACAGAAUAUUCAGCCUGUGGAGACCCCCUCAGACGUCUCUGCAGGUCUCAGUGAUGAACAUCUAGACACAGGAUCACAUGGAGACCAGAAUAUUCAGCCAUCAGAUGUAUCUGCAGGUGUAAACGAUGCUAAAAUGUUAUGUAACACGGAACAAACAGAGGCUCAGUGGCUAGCAAAUAUGCCAGAAGCUGCAAAGCAGGAAAUAUGUGACAAUAUAAAUACAGGUGAAAUAGAUGCUAAGAUUUCAUGUAACACGGAACAAACAGAAGAUCAGUGGCUAAGUAAUAUGCCAGAAGAUGCAGAGCAGGAAAUAUGUGACACUAUAAAUACAGGUGAAAACGAUGCUAAGAUUUCCUGUAGCACAGAACAAACAGAAGAUCAGUGGCUAAGAAUUGUCAAACCAUCAGAGCAGCAAAUGUGUGCCAAUAUAAGUACAGGUGAAUUCACAAAUUGCAAUAAUCUUGGUCAUCUUCUUCAAAAUCAAAGAAGCCACGUGGGAAAUGUAUGUUCUGAAUGUGGGAAAUGUUUUCUUAAGAAAUCACAUCUUUAUAAACAUCUGAAAAUUCAUACAGGAGAAAAUCUAUUCUCCUGUUCUAUAUGUGAUAAAUGUUUUAAUCGUAAACAAAAUCUUGUUGCUCAUCAGAAAAUUCAUACCGGAGAAAAGCCAUUUUCCUGUUCUAUAUGUGGGAAAUGUUUUAAUUAUAAAACAAAUCUUAUUGAUCAUCAUAGAAUUCACACAGGAGAGAAAGCAUUUUCAUGUUCUGACUGUGGGAAAUGUUUUACUGUGAAAUCAACUCUUAUUAAGCAUCAGAAAAUUCAUACAGGGGAGAAAGCAUUUUCAUGUUCUGACUGCGGGAAAUGUUUUACUCAGAAAUCACAUCUUAUUACGCAUCAGAAAAUUCAUACAGGAGAGAAAGCAUUUUCAUGUUCUGACUGUGGGAAAUGUUUUACUAUGAAAUCAACUCUUAUUGCACAUCACAAAACUCAUACAGGAGAGAAAGCCUUUUCAUGUUCUGACUGUGGGAAAUGUUUUACUAUGAAAUCAACUCUUAUUGCACAUCAGAAAAUUCAUACGGGAGAGAAGGCAUUUUCAUGUUCUGAAUGUGGGAAAUGUUUUACUUUGAAACCAACUCUUAUUAGGCAUCAGAAAACUCAUAUAGGAGAGAAAGCCUUUUCAUGUUCUGACUGUGGGAAAUGUUUUACUAUGAAAUCAAAUCUUAUUGCACAUCAGAAAAUUCAUACAGGAGAGAAAGCAUUUUCAUGUUCUGACUGUGGGAAAUGUUUUACUUUGAAACCAACUCUUAUUAGGCAUCAGAAAACUCAUUCAAAGAAAUCAGUUUAACCUCCUGAUGCAGAGGGUGACACGUAGUUUUCACCCACACAAUAUCAAGUGCUGAUGAUGACUGCAUGUGACCCCCUAUAACGCAAAGUUUUGCAGUUGUUUGAGGCACCUUUUGCACCUCAAGCGUUUAUGAGGUGAACCCAUGGUGGAUUUGAUUUAAAUCACUAGUCAGUAAGACCGAUUUAAAUCAUGGUUUUUAUUUUAAGAAUAAAACAUUUCAGAUUGUUUUUUCAGUUAUACCAGACCAUUACUGAUUUGGUUAUAUAUCAUAGAUAUGCAUAGAUAGAUCACUGAAAUUAAUAAAAUUAUUUGGAGGUGAAAUAUCUCCAUUUUAAUUGGUUAA